Salvia hispanica is the source of this 1861-nucleotide messenger RNA. Its product is annotated as UBP1-associated protein 2A-like. The record is from RefSeq and is a predicted model, not a curated record. Lineage: Eukaryota; Viridiplantae; Streptophyta; Magnoliopsida; Lamiales; Lamiaceae. Gene Ontology annotation, molecular function: RNA binding. Gene Ontology annotation, cellular component: nucleus.
UACCUUCGUCCCAUAAAAUUCCAUUUACCGUCGUCCCCUUUCUAAAAUCGCCACCCCCACGAAACAAAACCCUAACACCUUCCCCCCAAUUUCCAUGGCUCCAAAACGGAAACAGGAGCCCGAAGAUAUAGUAGCCGGAGAGGGAGAAUUAGAAAAAGAAGAAUUCGAAGAAGAACAAGUGGUCGAAGAGGAUAUUCCAGAGAUGAACCAAUCCGGAGAAGAUCCCUCCGCCGACGAACAACUUGAGGAAGAGCCCUUCGAGAAGCUUCUCGAGCCCUUCUCCAAGGACCAGCUCACUCUCCUAAUCAAGGAAGCUCUCGCAAAACACCCAGAUCUAGCCUCGAUUGUGCACGCCAUGGCCGACUCCGACCCCGCCCACUGCAAAAUCUUCGUCCACGGCCUCGGCUGGGAUGCCAACGCCGAUUCAAUUACGUCUGUGUUUUCCAAAUACGGUGAAAUUGAAGACUGCAAAGUGGUCAGAGACAAGAACACCGGGAAAUCGAAGGGCUACGGCUUCAUUCUCUUCAAGCAGCGCGACGGUGCUCGUCGCGCCCUUAAGGAGCCUCAGAAGUUGAUUGAAGGCAGGAUGACUUGCUGCCAGCUGGCCUCGGCCGGCCCCGUGCAGACUCCCGUGCAGUCUGCUCCAGCAAUUGUUGCUUCACCACCUGCUUCAGAGUACACGCAGAGGAAGAUAUAUGUUAGCAAUGUGUCUGCGGAGCUUGAUCCGAAGAAACUUUUCGACUACUUUUCGAAAUUUGGGGAAAUUGAGGAAGGGCCUCUGGGGUUGGAUAAACAGACUGGGAAGCCUAGGGGGUUCUGUUUGUUUGUGUAUAAGAGUAGCGAGAGUGCAAAAAAAGCGCUGGAGGAGCCGCACAAGCAAUAUGAGGGUCAUAUACUGCAUUGCCAGAAGGCGAUAGAUGGCCCUAAACACAGCAAGGGUCACUUUAACAACCAGCAACAAGGGUAUCAUCAUCACCAGGCCAAGAGGGGGAGGUAUGCUGGACACAGUGGUGGUCACUUGAUGGCUCCGAGCGCUGGACCGGCUGUUCCUUCUGGAGGGUUUGGUCCAGCAGUUGCCCCGGCCGCGAUAGGGCAGGCUGUGGCAGCUCUGUUGGCCACUCAGGGGGCUGGAUUGGGUAUUGGGAAUUUACUUGGGGGGAUUGGAAAUGCGCAGGGAGUGCAUCCUAUGAUGAACAAUGCAGGUUUCGGAGGUCCGGGUGCUGGUGGAGGCUAUGGAGGUCAACCUGGUAUGCAUGGAGGUUAUGGUGGCCAGCCACAGAUGGGUCCGGGUGGUGUAAGGCCGCAUCAGGGUGGGGCACCCUAUAUGGGUCAUGGUCACUAGGUAACUGGAGGUACAGAGGGAGUAUUAUUGAUGGUUAUAACACAAAUCUCCACAAUAUAUUUUGUCAUCAAUGAUUCAAUCAGGGUCUUUAGUUAUACUGGGUGAUGAAAACACGAAGCUUAGGAAACUUAUCCAUAAUAUGUUGGGGCUGUGGCUUAACCAUUAAGUUGAUUGAAUAUGUACGUAUUUGUAUGGUGAAGAGACCUUUUAUCUGGAACUUGUACUUCAAUAAAUAGUGAACUUGGACUAAAAACUGCUUGAACUUCUUCUCCAUUGGAGAUCACUUAGAUGAUGGAAGUGGAUGUUUAAAUAUGUUAGCAUUAAAUGGAUGAUUGUUACGAGGUCAAGUAGUGAAAAAUUAAAAACAAGCUCGAGUGUAUGUAUUAAUAUCCUUCCGCGCUAUUCCAAAAAAUUAGGCCAUCUGUAAAAAAGAUUGAUGCUUUGUGCAUCUUUUUUUGAAGCACUUUUUAUUAAAACUCCUGCUGUGAUUAUGACUCAAUAGUUAUAUAUGCUCUCGUC